Momordica charantia (bitter melon) is the source of this 3606-nucleotide messenger RNA. Its product is annotated as Leucine-rich receptor-like protein kinase family protein. Gene Ontology annotation, biological process: protein phosphorylation. The record is from RefSeq and is a predicted model, not a curated record. Gene Ontology annotation, molecular function: protein kinase activity; receptor serine/threonine kinase binding; ATP binding. Lineage: Eukaryota; Viridiplantae; Streptophyta; Magnoliopsida; Cucurbitales; Cucurbitaceae.
AAAUCAAAAGUAAGUAUGUGAAAAUUACGUCAAAGGUAACAAUAUCAUCUGAUAGAGAUGCUGAGUAGCUCAGAUGACGUGGAACCUGAGAAAAGUGCCACGUAAGGACGCUUAAACUUUACCCAAGUGGUAAGUUGAGGAAGCCUCGCUCCUCAUUCCCYGUUGGGUGCUGUUAAAUACAGAGUUUGUAUCCAAUUUCGUGGAAGCCACGGAGAGUGCAGAAGCAUACAAAAGUUGUUCUAGAAAACAUAACAUUCACCCCAAUCCACUUCUACCUUUUUGGUCGUUUUCCCUUCUUAAUUCUUCUCCCUUCUAAUCCCAAUUACUAUACCAAAUUAAUAACCUUUUUCACUCACUGGGCCACCGUUUUGGGCAUUUCUCAUGCUCUCACACACUUCAAAAAUGCCUUAAAAAACUCUUGUUUUCUUCUUCCCACUCCAAGCAAAACUCCGGCGGAGAGACCCUCCCAACGACAUGUCGUCUCUGCAUUUUCUCUGCCUCCUCUCUCUCCUCACCUUACUCUCUGGAGUCAACUCCGACGAGCGUCAACUUCUGACCAAACUCAAAUCCGCUCUCCAAAAUCCAUCCACCAACGUUUUCAACACCUGGGAAUCGGAAAUUUCCCUCUGCAAUUUCACCGGAAUCGCCUGUAAUUCCGAUGGCUUCGUCGCCGAAAUCGACCUCUCCAGACAGAGAUUGUCAGGGGUCGUUCCUUUUGAUUCGAUUUGUCAGCUGCAGUCAUUGGAGAAGCUGGCUCUUGGGUUCAAUUCCUUGCACGGUGAAGCCACGGAGGAUCUGAACAAUUGUGUGAAAUUGAAGUACCUGGAUCUGGGAAACAAUUUCUUCUCCGGCUCCUUCCCCGACGUGCAUUCUCUGAGCCAAUUACAGUAUCUGUAUUUGAAUACAAGUGGGUUUUCCGGGAAGUUCCCGUGGAAAUCCGUCGGGAAUUUGACCGGAUUGGUUCAGCUCAGCCUUGGAGAUAACGCUUUCGACAACACUUCGUUUCCGGUUGAGGUCACAAAUCUGAAGAACCUCAAUUGGCUUUACUUGUCCAACUGCAGCUUAACAGGGGAAAUUCCAAGGUCUAUAGGUAAUCUCACUCAACUUCGUAAUUUGGAGUUUUCCGAGAAUUAUAUAACGGGGACUAUUCCGGCGGAGAUUGGGAACCUUCGAAAUCUAUGGCAGUUGGAAUUCUACGGCAAUCAAUUGACGGGAAAACUUCCGGUGGGAUUAAGAAAUCUAACCAGUCUUACGAAUUUUGACGCUUCGAUGAAUCAUCUUCAAGGGGAUCUCUCGGAGCUGAGGUUUUUAAACGGCCUGGUUUCUCUGCAACUUUUUGACAACCAAAUUUCCGGCCAGGUCCCGGCGGAGUUCGGUGAAUUCAAGUCGCUGACGAAUCUCUCCCUCUACAACAACAGGCUUACGGGUCCUCUUCCGCAAUCGCUUGGUUCUUGGACGGCGUUCAAUUAUAUCGAUGUCUCUGAAAAUCAAUUGACGGGCACAAUUCCUCCCGAUAUGUGCAAGCAGCGGACGAUGCAGAAGCUACUCAUUCUGCAGAACAAUUUCUCCGGUGAGAUUCCGGCGACCUACGCUAAUUGCUCCACUUUGACCAGAUUCAGAGUAAGCCAGAACUCGCUCACCGGCGUCGUUCCGUCCGGGAUUUGGGGAUUACCGAAAGUGAAUAUAAUCGAUCUCGCGUCGAAUCAAUUGGAAGGUUCGAUUACUUCCGAUAUAGCGAAGGCGGUGGCUCUCUCGGAAUUGUACGUCGGAAACAAUCUUUUAUCUGGACGGUUGCCAUUGGAGAUAUCGCAAGCUAAAUCUCUCGCUUCGGUCGACCUGAGAAAUAAUAAUUUCUCCGACGAAAUUCCGACGACGAUUGGCGACCUGAAGGAUCUAGAUAGCCUCGAAUUUCAGGGGAAUAAAUUCUCCGGUUCGAUUCCAGAGACGAUUGGCUCGUGUAGUUCCCUGAGUAUCGUCAAUCUCGCGGAGAAUUUCUUCUCCGGCGAAAUCCCUUCGUCUCUAGGGUUUCUUCCCGUUCUGAACUCUCUGAAUCUCUCCAAUAACGGCCUCUCCGGUGAAAUCCCCUCAACUCUUUCACAUCUGAAGCUAAGUCUCCUCGAUCUUUCCAACAAUCAAUUAACCGGCGUGGUACCUUCAUCGCUCUCGAUCGGAGCUUACCAGGAAAGCUUCGCCGGAAACCCCGGCCUCUGCAGCGACGUCGAUGGCUUCUUACGACGAUGCUCACAGAGUUCCGGCGUGUCCAAGGACGUCCGUACACUCGUCAUCUGUUUCGCCGUGGGUUUACUUCUUCUAUGCGUGACGCUAUGGUGCUUCGUAACAUUGAAAAAGAGGCAAAAAGAUCGAAACCGGUCGCUAAAAGAGGAAUCGUGGGACCUGAAAUCCUUCCACGUAAUGAGCUUCACAGAGGACGAGAUCCUGGAUUCCAUUAAAGACGAGAAUCUAAUCGGAAAAGGAGGUUCUGGCAGCGUUUACAAAGUUACAGUCGGAAACGGGAAAGAUCUAGCGGUGAAGCAUAUUUGGAACACGGAUCCGUACGAGAAACAGAGGAAUCGGAGCACGUCGCCGAUUCUGAAGAAACACCGGGCGAAAUCGUCGGAAUUCGAAUCGGAGGUGAAGACUCUGAGUUCGAUCCGGCACGUGAACGUGGUGAAGCUGUACUGCAGCAUAACGAGCGAGGUUUCGAGCCUGCUGGUGUACGAAUACAUGCCCAACGGAAGCUUGUGGGACAGGCUUCACACCUCCAGAAAAAUGGAGUUGGAUUGGGAAACCAGAUACGAAAUCGCCGUCGGCGCCGCCAUGGGAUUGGAGUAUCUGCACCACUGCUGCGACCGGCCGGUGAUCCACCGGGACGUGAAAUCCAGUAAUAUUCUCUUGGACGAGUUCCUCAAGCCCAGAAUCGCCGACUUCGGCCUUGCCAAAAUUCUCCACUCAACUGGCCUCAACGACACCUCCACUCAUGUCAUUGCAGGCACCCCGGGUUACAUCGCUCCAGAGUACGGAUACACUUACAAAGUUGACGAGAAGAGUGACGUGUACAGCUUUGGAGUGGUGUUAAUGGAGUUGGUGAGUGGGAAAAAAGCGAUAGACGCAGAGUUCGGGGAGAACAAGGAUAUCGUGGAAUGGGUAUCGAACAAUUUGAAGAGCAGAGAAAGUGUAUUAAGCUUGGUGGAUUCAAGAAUCCCAGAUGCCUUCAAAGAAGAUGUUAUAAAAGUACUGAGAAUUGCUAUUUUGUGCACAGGCAGGUCCCCAACGGUGAGACCCACAAUGAGGAGUGUAGUUCAAAUGCUUGAAGAAGCCCGACCGUGUAAGCUGGUUGGGAUUGUGAUUAGCAAAGAUGGUGGGGGUGUUAAAAAACAGUUAUCUGUGGACAUCAACAAGAUUAGUCUCUAAAUCAUGCCCCACUAAUUGUGUUUAGUUGCUUGGUGAAGCAGAGUUCAGUUUAAGUUAGGUAGAAUGCAAGGAAGGAAGCUAAGAUUUAAGUUUUCUCUUGUGUAGAUUAAAAUUGAAGGGUCCAAUGGACUCUUUGUGUAAAGAGUUUUAAACAAUUGAGCUAUGAAAAUUGACACUUAUCAUUGGAUAUUUCAA